Messenger RNA from Austrofundulus limnaeus, 6140 nucleotides. It is a transcript of the gene diaph1, whose product is annotated as diaphanous related formin 1. Gene Ontology annotation, cellular component: actin filament. Lineage: Eukaryota; Metazoa; Chordata; Actinopteri; Cyprinodontiformes; Rivulidae. The coding region runs from base 695 to 4318 and encodes 1207 amino acids. The transcript is spliced from 28 exons. Gene Ontology annotation, biological process: actin cytoskeleton organization; actin filament polymerization. The record is from RefSeq and is a predicted model, not a curated record. Gene Ontology annotation, molecular function: small GTPase binding; actin binding.
GGUGCAGCUGCAGGGCGCAUGCUCCACCCCGAGCCUCGACUGUCAGAAGAACAGGAAGACGGACUCCUUUUUUUUUUCUUUCAGAAAUUCACUUCCCCGUUGUCACCCAGGGGUUAAAAAGUUGCCCAAAACUUUUAGCUGUCAUGGAAGCCACUUUUGGACACGCUGCUGAAUCUAGACACCGGUAGCGCCGACUCGUCGUCCUCGUUGUUGUCGCCGAAAAAAACCAAACAAACAGCUCGUGGAGGUGGACGGAGAGGCGGCUUUACCUAACUUAAUUACACUGUAGCCCGUACUAGCUAGCUUGGCUAAAGCUAACAUUAGCUCGGGUUUGUACCGCAUAAAUUCGGUGACUAAACACUCACCAUAUCAAAGCUGUGGAUUGUGUUGCUUGUAGGAAGUUGUAGGCUAAUGUCCAUAUAGUAUUCCUCGGACGCAACAGGUUGUUUUCGUACUUCUCGUCCUGAAGGACUUUUGGUUGUGCUUUGAAUUUCCCUCCUUSGGCGAGACGGACAGGCGGCUUUAGUGGCUUGUUUGGCUGUCUACCAAACCAUCAGCAAAACUGUGCUAAUUGUAGCUAACUAGCAUGCAUAGAUAGGCCCCGAGGAAGUCACUGUUUUUUUUUUUUUCGCAAGUUAAGCAACCGUCUAUUUUGUUGUCUACGAGGGGAUUUUGUCGGAUCAAUUUAUUAAAAAUGGAUCAAAACACGGGAAACUCUGCCUCAGGCGCUGGACUCAAGAAGGACAAGAAGUCGAAGAAGAGCAGCGAGGAUGGAGACAGCAAAAAGAAAUUUAAACUGAAACGACUGUUUCCUGAUGAGUUGGAACGCUUCACCAGCAUGAGAUCGAAAAAGGACAAAGAGAAAUCGAGCCAGAUUCCAAGUCAGCGAAAUUCUUCAGCUGCAAGCUAUGAGCUCAGCUCUCAGGGCGUCCUCCUGAUGCAGGAAUUUCCUGAUGAAUACAUCUUGGAACAGUUUGAACAGAUGUUGGUGGAUAUGAACCUGAAUGACGAGAAGCAGAAGCAGCCUCUAAGAGAAAAGGACAUUGGGAUCAAACGAGAGAUGUUGUCUCAGUAUCUCCACAGCACUAAAGCUAGCCAAAACCAGAAGGAGAGCUCCAAGUCAGCAUUCAUGUACAUCCAGGACCUAAAAUCAGACAACAGAGGUACACCACUGCUGAGCUGUCUCGAAUCCCUGAGAGUCUCACUCAACAACAACCCUGUCAGUUGGGUGCAGAAUUUUGGAAACGAGGGCCUGGCUUUGCUUCUAAGUUUGUUAAAGAGGCUACAGGAGGAGAAAGACGAAUACCCACCAAUGGGUGUAAAAUGUCAACAUGAGAUAAUUCGCUGUCUGAAAGCUUUCAUGAACAACAAGCAUGGUUUAAAAUCCAUGUUGGAGUCAGAUGAGGGAAUUCCUCUGCUGGUCAGAGCCAUCAACCCUGGGGUGCCCCACAUGAUGGUGGAUGCUGUGAAACUGCUCUCUGCCAUCUCCAUCUUGGAACAUCCUGAAAGCCUUCACGAGCGUGUUUUGGAGGCUCUUACAGAAGAGGCUGAGAGACGGGACAUUGAGAGGUUUCAGCCUCUUCUUGCUGGCAUGAACAGUCACAACAUUCCUCUUAAGGCUGGCUGCAUGCAGCUGAUCAACGCUUUAAUCAGCCGGGGUGAAGAGUUGGACUUUAGAAUCCAUAUUCGCUCUGAAUUGCUAAGACUUGGCCUUAGAGACAUGCUGAAGGAGGUACAGCAGAUAGAAAAUGAAGAACUGAAGGUGCAGCUCCUGGUGUUUCAUGAGCAGGCUGAGGAUGACUCAGAGGACCUCAAAGCUCGCCUUGAUGACAUCCGCAUCGAAAUGGAUGAUGUGAGGGAAGUGUUUGACAUCUUAGCAAACACCGUGAAAGACUCCAAAGCUGAAAACCACUUCAUGUCUGUGAUGCAGCACCUGCUACUGAUCCGUAACGAUUAUUUGGCCAGGCCCCAGUACUACAAGUUGAUUGACGAGUGCAUCGCUCAGAUUGUGCUGCACAAGAACGGGGCAGACCCUGACUUCAAGUGCCGUCACCUCGACAUCAACAUUGAAACCUUGAUCGACAACAUGGUGAAUCAGACCAAAGUGGAACUCAGUGAGACAAAAGCCGCUGAGCUGGAAAAAAAGCUGGAUGCAGAGCUGACGGCACGCCACGAGCUGCAGGUGGAGCUGAAGAAACUGGAGGGUGAUUAUGAACAGAAGCUGCUGGACCUGAGCCAGGAGAAGGAACAGCUGGCCACGUCUAAGCAGGAGCGAGAAAAGGAAAAUCAGGCACUACAGCAAGAUCUAAGCUCGUUGCAAAAGCAGAUUGAAAAGCUCUCAAAAGAUCUAGAAGAGGCCAAAACUAAAGUUGUGACAGUUACUGUUCCCGUGCCCACGCCUGGUUUGCCCCCUCCACCACCUGCCCCGCCCCUACCUGGCCAGAAUGCAGGGAUGCCCCCUCCACCUCCACCCCCUCCUCCAUUACCAGGUCACAGUGGUGUUCCUCCCCCUCCUCCUCCGCCUCCUUUACCUGGCAUGCCAGUGCCCCCACCGCCCCCGCCUCUUCCUGGCAUGAUGGGACCCCCACCGCCUCCACCCCUGCCGGGUAUGGGACCUCCUCCGCCUCCACCCCUACCGGGUAUGGGACCUCCUCCGCCACCACCCCCGCCCGGUGGUCCGGGUAUUCCUCCACCUCCCCCAGGCCCAGGCAUGCCCCCACCUCCACCAAUGGGCAGCUGGGGUGCCCCUGCACCACCUGCGCUACCUUUUGGGCUCCAGCCUAAAAAGGAAUACAAGCCUGAGGUCCAAAUGAAGAAGGCAAACUGGAGCAAGAUUGGAGCGGAGGAUCUCAAUGAGAACAGUUUCUGGGUCAAGGCUGAUGAGGAACAGUUUAAAAACAAUGAACUCUUUGCCAAACUCACCUUUACGUUUUCCUCUCAAACAAAGAGCAACAAAGCUAAAAAAGAGCCGGAAGGUGGGGAGGAUAAACAAGUGCAGAAGAAGAAGGUGAAGGAACUGAAGGUUCUUGAUGCCAAGUCUUCUCAGAACCUCUCCAUUUUCCUGGGGUCGUUUCGUCUCCCGUACGAACAGAUUAAAAACGCCAUCUUUCAAGUCGAUGAGAAGGUUCUCACAGAGUCCAUGGUUCAGAACCUGGUCAAACAGCUGCCAGCACCAGAUCAGCUGGCUAUUCUUGCAGAUAUGAAAGAUGAAUACGAUGAUCUGGCUGAGUCUGAACAGUUCGGAGUUGUGAUGUCCAGCGUGAAGCGACUGAUGCCACGGCUUCAGGCCAUCCUGUUCAAGCUGCAGUUUGAGGAGCAGCUGAACAACAUCAAGCCAGAUGUUGUGUCUGUGACAGCAGCCUGCGAGGAGCUCAGGGAAAGUCAGAACUUUGCCAAACUACUGCAGAUCAUCCUUCUUGUUGGGAACUAUAUGAACUCUGGCUCCAGGAAUGGAAUGGCAUUUGGCUUUUCCAUAUCAUACCUGUGCAAGCUGCGUGACACCAAAUCAGCYGACCUAAAGCAGACGCUGCUCCAUUUUCUUGCUGAUGUGUGCCAGGAGCAGCAUCCUGACGUCAUGAGUUUUGCUGAUGAUCUUAUUCAUGUGGAAAAGGCCAGCAGAGUUUCUGCAGAAACAAUUCAGAAGAAUCUUGAACUGAUGGGCCGUCAAAUCAAGAACCUGGAGAAAGAUCUGGAAACCUUCCCUCCUCCACAAAAUGAAAAUGACCACUUUGUGGAAAAAAUGUCUAGUUUUGUCAGUCUUGCAAAGGAACAGUACGAGAAGCUGGACUUGAUGCAUAAACAUAUGGAGAAACAAUACACCGAUCUGGGAGAAUAUUUUGUCUUUGACCCCAAGAAGAUCUCAGUGGAGGAGUUCUUUGGAGACCUGAAUAACUUUAAAAACAUGUUCAAGCAAGCGGUACAAGAGAAUCAAAAGAGAAAGGAAGCUGAAGAGAAGAUCAAGAGGGCCAAGCUGGCAAGAGAAAAAGCAGAAAAGGAGAAAGAGGAGAAACAGAAAAGGAGCCAAUUUCCUGACAUCACUGGAGAUGGUGAUGAGACUGGUAUCAUGGAUGGCCUGUUGGAGGCGCUGCARUCCGGUGCUGCUUUCAAAAGAAAGAGAGGACCCCGACAAGCAGCUAACCACCGACGAGCCGGUCAAGCCGUGACCAACAUCCUGGCCAAAGAGCUGAUGCAGGAAGACGCGCCUUCGUCCAGUAAGAUCCCCGCAAAAAAGGCAAAGUCUCAAAAGGAGGAGCCCACACUGGAAGGAGCAGAAUCUUUAGAGGAGCUGCUGGAUAUUGCUGCCUCUCGCUCCAACUAGGCUUUCAUUCACACAUUCAGUGAUUCAGGAGCCAACAUCUAUUUGACAUUUAAUUAAAAAAACAUUUUUAGGGGGCCUUUUUUUUUUCUUGAGUUGGUGAAAAGCAGAACUUGAUCCCCAGCCUUCACCCCUAAAAUGUUUACCAACAUCAGAAAGAUUUAUCUUACUUGCACCAACAUGUUGAAAUGUUUUGUUCUUCGUCACAUAUCACCUGUCAUUUUUCACAGGAAAUCUUAAACAUUGAAAGACUUCCUCAGAAAGAGUACACCCCCCCCACCCCCCAUUACUAAAAGUUACCCAGGGAACGUUGGACACAUUCCACAUGUAGUUCAGAUUGCUUUCUGGACGUUCCACCCAUGUCCAUUUAGUUCUUCAUGAUUAAAUCUUUUAAUUGAUUAUUGCUUUGUAAUUAUUUGAGAUACUGUAUAUCACUGUGAUCUUUUUAUUUUAUUUUUUGCUGUAAUAGGAAAGAGAAAAGUGCCAAGUGAUAGAUGAUCAGCCUUAUCAUUUCACUUAAAGGUGUCCAGGUGUAGUUGAUGCUGGUUACAGGUUUGGGUUUUCUGAACAGCACUCAUCAUCUGGGUUGUAGGGGUGUGCAUGCAUCAGUUUAAUUUUAUUUUAUUUUUUAUUAGUUUUGGCGGAGGCUUUACAUGAACUUGUUGAAGUUGUGUUAGCGCUCCUCUGCAUUUAUAUCUGGAAAACAGGCUUUCAUUCCUGAACAUAAUUCUUGCAAUAAGCUCUUCCUGAAAGUAGAGUUGGAUAGAAACCAAAAGAAUUUUGCUUUGCUGCAAACAUGUAGUCUGAGUAGUUUACAUGCCUGUGUUUUUUGUGUGAGAGCUGCCUAUUUUUAGUUUUGGGUGCACAAAGUACGUGUCUCUUUGUGUGUGUGUAUGGGUUGCCCUCUGUAAUUACUGUACCAGCCAGGCUGUCAGAAAUUAUACUUUUUUUUGCUAAGAAUCUUGCUCACUGGAAAACGGCCCAGAAACUGCUGAGACAAGUGUGUGUGUGUGUGUGUGUGUGUGUGUGUGUGUGUGCGCGCGCGCGCACACCCACAAUUCCUCCCACUGAACUACAGAGAUCGUCUGAAUGUCUGGCCUCACUUCUGUUUGUAUUCAGCAGCCAUCAGCAUACAUGUUGCCAUGAUGCUGUGGUGUAAAACCUGACAGGAAGCCUCAGAGGUGAUGUCACGUUCCUACAAUGCAAACCCAGCCCGACUCCGACGCCCAGCCUGACUCAGGACGUGGAUUUUAGCUCCAACCCAUCAGUGCUGCUUAUGCGAUUGAAUGUCAUAACAGCACUGAUCUUUCCUCUCCUAUAAAUAUAUCUUUUUUUUUCUCUGAAAAAGUGGCACUCGAGCUCCUUAAUACAAAAUUCAUUGCAGCACAUGUAUAGAAAUCUUUGCUCACAUCAUGUGGUUUUUUUUUUUGUUUUGUUUUUUUAAUGCUAGGAACACUGAUAUUGUUGAAAGAUUUACCGGUUAAACUGCUGCGCCUGCACAAAAUCACAUCGUCACUGUAUUUAAACAGAAAAUAGCUAUUUUGUUGCUUUUUCAGGUAAAACUGCACCAGGUGAUUGUUUCAACCAAUGCUGGAAGUUUGAUGAUGAUAAUUAUUGAAACAUCACUGGAAUUUUUUUUUCCUAUCGGUUUGAGUCAUUCCUUUCUUCCAGUAAUCUUUUUUUCUUUUUUAUAUAUAUAAAUUGUGUUCUAUAUGACUUUUUUGAUUAUUUUUAUUGUAUUUUUCUUCAGAUUGCUUUUUGCAGACAGAUUAAUGCACAAAUAUGUUGUUUGUUACACUGAACUAUUAAAAUGUCUUUAAGUAAU